CAACCUGGAGCGGCGAUAUGUCAUGAUACACAAGACGGCUGAGGUACCCCACGAUAUCGUUGUUCAAUUUCAUCAUGGGCGGAACCUUUUUCAUGUCCAAGCUCGGCUGGGUAUAUGCAAGUUGCAGGCCGUCUCAUCCAGAGCGAGCGUUUUCAGAAUCGAAGGUCGGCAAGCAAUGGAUUGUCGAUCUCACACCUCAUCAUACGCAUAUCCCAGGAGUCUAUAACCGGCAUACCCAAGCGAUAGAUACUCAUGGCCGAGCCCAACUCCGCAACGUUCCAACGGCCCAGUCGCUCCGCAAUAUCAAUACCCCGGAAUGAGGCCGCCCUCCCACCUCUGCCCCGCGUGUCCCACGUCAAUGCCGCCGCUCGCUUGAGCGCACUCGGGCCACUGUCGCCCGCCUCGCCGCGAAAGCAGGUCGUAGUUCCCCCGACCACUACCACCACCAGUACACCCGAAGCAGAGCCCCGGCACCACCACAACCAGCAGCGACAAUGGAGUGAGCCGCCUGUUGUCAGCGCUUCCCGAAUAUUGGCGGGGAGCCCGAUAUCCGAAGAGACACGGCCCGCCAUACUGGGGUCUCUCCCUCCUCCUCCGCGACGGGGGACGUCGAGGCAGAGGAAAGAGAGGGAAGGGAGGCCGUCGCAGCCUGAGUCGCAGGACUUUGCGGCGGCGAGGGCUGGACGUGCCAUGCAUCCUAAGCUCGCGGGCGAGCGGGAUGAGCGGUUGCUGGCGGGGGGUAGAGCGGCGGCGUAUCCCCUGGUGGGACGUAGCCGCAGCACCAUGUUAUAUGAGGCAGAGCCUUCAGAUCUGCAUUUGCCUCCUCAAAGCGAGCUGCCUAGCAUUGGGAAAUCGCAACCUCAAGCGCAGACCGGGGAAAAUGCGCCGCUUGACAGUUAUCAACGAGAAUUCAAAGUCGUGCAUAAACCACUGUACAGAGUUUCCGUCCAGUCAGGGUCGGACACAGCCCUUGCGCAUCCCACUCCAACAUCAAAACAACGGUACUGGGGCGAGCAAGAUCUCGAAUCCAUAUCCUCCCGCAUCUUCGACACCAGGGACUCUGCCGGCUCGGUCCGAAGCGAAGAGUACGUCGGAAGCAACAACACGGAAUCUUCCGAGCACCAGUACAGCCCCGAGCCAGCGGCAGUGGGCAUGACAACGACAAUGAUAACCCCACCCGAUUCACCAGCGAUACCCAAAGCAUCCCUCGUCGGACGACCAGUGCUGCCGCCCAUGACGAUCUUCACCGGCCCACUGCUGUUACUGAACCGCGACGAGGAGUUCCAGAAACGCCUAUUUCGCACCGACGGCGUGCUGUUGAUCUGUAUGUCGGCGCAGUAUGUCAUGCUGCCCCGGAGCACGAACCUGUGGCAGGUCAGGAGCAAGUUUCCGCUGGUGUUUGAUGCGUUUGUGGACGCGGUUGACGGACAGUAUCGGAAAGAUGCGGGGAUGAUGAAGCGGGCGUUUGCGCUGCUUACUUCUUAUGAGCCGGGGAAGGUGUAUAUACCAAAGAUGAUCAUCCCAAUAUCCUCGAUAAGACAAGUGAAACCGGUCGUGCGGCAACCGGCAGCCGACCCAGACGCCCGCCUUUCCCGCAUCCUACAACUUCGCACAACCCAAGACACCUACAUCAUCUGCGCCCCAACCGCCCUCGAAUUUCAGCGAUGGAACUUCCUCCUCCAGCAGUCCUGCAUUGAGGACCACAUUGGGGCCACGCUCGCCCAACGGCUCAGGCUGUGGGACGCGAAUGUGGAUAAAAUUUUGGCGCAGGAUCAGGCGGCGACGCAGAUGAUGGUGGAGGCCACAGUGACAAUGGAUUCGAAGGAGUGGCCGAGGGUGACGCCGCUGGCGCUGGCGCCCGCGGCGGAUGAGGCGACGAAAGAGGCGGCUGUUGACCACAGGAUGUUUGUGAAGACGUCCAAAACUUUGACAGCGGCUCGGCUACUCCCAAGGGACUCGACGCUGCAGCCGGAGUUGGUUCAUCAAAGUGCACCCGUGGGCACCCACCACCGCCACCCCGACCACAACGCGGACCAACCCGACCGCCGCAGCCGCCCACAGGUCAUUCCCAUAACCACCCGCCUCCACUCCCUCACCCUGGACGAAACCUCCCCGCGCCGCGGCAUCGACGUCCGCCGCGGUUCACCCUCCUCAUCCCAAUCCCAAUCUUCCUCCCCACUCAACACGCCGACCAGCUCCCCGGCGCAAACUCCACCGCCCGACUACGAAUCCUCAACGAACGACCUCCGCAAUGACCUCACCCGCCUUCUCAGCCUCCUCGCCCACCUUACCGACCACUUCACCUCCCCACCCACAAUCAACGGAACACCACCCUUCAUCGACCACCUUCUGACGAUCUCGAUCCCACAACUCCUGCGGAAAAUCGAGCAUUCAGUUCAUAGUCAGGCGAAUGGGACCGUGGCAUAUUGGAGGGAGUUGAGACGGCGGUGGGAUGUGGAGGUUGUGGAUGGGGGAGGGCAGAGGGAGAUGGAAGGGACGGUUGUGGAAGUGGAGAGGUGGGCGAGGGAGGUUUUGGGGGGUUUGAUGUAGAUGAGAUGUAGAUGGAGUAGAAGUAGAUAGCAGUUAGGCAGUCAGC
Molecule: messenger RNA, 2596 nt
Organism: Fimicolochytrium jonesii
Lineage: Eukaryota; Fungi; Chytridiomycota; Chytridiomycetes; Spizellomycetales; Powellomycetaceae
Exons: 2
Coding region: 253-2550 (765 amino acids)
Source: RefSeq, a predicted model, not a curated record